Uranotaenia lowii is the source of this 3329-nucleotide messenger RNA. Its product is annotated as protein suppressor of white apricot-like. Gene Ontology annotation, molecular function: RNA binding. Gene Ontology annotation, biological process: RNA processing; mRNA 5'-splice site recognition. The transcript is spliced from 6 exons. The record is from RefSeq and is a predicted model, not a curated record. Bases 412 to 3246 code for a protein of 944 amino acids. Lineage: Eukaryota; Metazoa; Arthropoda; Insecta; Diptera; Culicidae.
GUUAUUCAAAAAUUUUGGUCCCGCACCUCGGCCAUCGUGAGGUUCUUUUGUGAAAAAGCGGAAUUUUUCAGAACUUCUGAUUCGGGGGUACCGGAAAAAACGUUCCUUUUGUGCUUGGAAAGUUUCUUGACCCGGUUUCAAUAGUUUGGUUCGAUAAUUCGGCCUACGCGACCAUCUGGAAAGGUGAAUACGGCGUAAAGCUAAUGGAAUUUGAUCGGUUCGGAACUAUGGUUCCGGAAGUGAGUGUCCGAGCUCGUUGAAAAAGUGCAGCACGCAAACGAAGAACGUUGAGAAGUGGCUUGGGAGCUAGAGACGGGAAAUUAGGGAAGCAAGGUUGAUUGGUCUGUUUAUGAGAAGGAACAUUCUGCUGGCAUCGUCACCGGGAGGGCUUAUCCCGGCAGGGCAGUGGAAAUGAGUUCUGGAAGCGGCGAAGGCAGUCGGCUGGGGCAUCAUCAUCUCCAGAACAACAACGGCGAAUCGGGAAUACUGCGGCACAAGGGACACUUCCAUCAUCAUCAUCACCAUCGGGACGGAUACGGAGCGGACAACUUUGCCGAUCUGCUCGUGUUCGGGUACAGCUGCAAGGUGUUCCGGGAUGACGACAAGGCGCGCUUCAUCGACCAGGGCCGGCAUCUGAUUCCGUGGAUGGGCGACAAUCAGUUGAAGAUAGACAGAUACGACGCCCGGGGAGCGCUGCACGAUCUGAGCCAACACGAGCCACCUCCAGGGGGAUACGGCAACCGGAUCGAUUGUCUACCGCCGGCGGAACAGCGAGCGGAGCAGCUCUGCGAAGAGGAACGGUACCACAGUCUGUACACCAACGAGGUCGAGGAAGAGAUCGCACAGGAGGAAGCAGCGAAACGCGCCUCCGCAGCCGGUGCCGAGAUAGCCUUCAACUACGAUGAUCCGCAGGGCACCGGAGAGGAUGGCACCGGAUCGCCAACGGUCGGUCCCAAACCGCCGGAAGCGGGCGAAGAGGACGACAGCUUGGAUCCGCCGUUCGUUGCUCCCGCGAACUUCGAGAUUCCGCACGACCUGGAACGGCCCGACACCAUGAAGGAGCACGCCAUCAUCGAGAAGACGGCUAAAUUUAUCGCUUCCCAGGAUUCUCAGAUGGAGAUUCUGCUCAAAGCCAAACAGGCCGCCAAUCCACAGUUUGACUUCCUGAACGCGGGUGGGCAUCUGUAUCGAUACUAUCGGCACGUCUUGAUGGCCGUUAAAACCAACCAAUAUCCGGAGGAGGUUCCGGAAGAAGAAUUAAACGGCUUAGAAGCUGAACCGGUGGAAUCGGCAGUCGAAAGCAUUGCCGAGAUACCGAUUCCCGUUCCUGCCAUCAAAUAUAAACCGUCGGUGGACUGCGCUUACACCCAGCUUAUCAGUAAAAUAACGGGUGCCCCGAUUCCUAGCAAUCCAACCAGCGACAGUGAAGGAUCGAAAUCGCCCAUCAAUCCAGGUCUCCUAAAGUUUUCGAAUCCAGAGGGCAAUCAAAAACAUACUGAGAAUCCGGUGGAGAAAAAAACGGUCCCCACUGGUUUGGCGGGUCUGGUACAGUACAAUUCCGACAGCGAUGAAAGUGGGAACGAUCACGAGGAAGUUCGCAAGGCGGAAGCAGCUCCCAAGAUUGAAAGGCGGAAGAUCACGUUUAGUGGCGCCGUUCCUCCGGAGAUUUUUCAACACGUGAUUGAAAAAACGGCUACAUACGUAGUGAAGAAUGGGUACAGUUUCGAGGAAGCGUUGAGGACCAAAAACGAUGCCCGGUUUCUGUUCCUUCGGAAAGAUCAUGAAUUUUAUCCGUAUUACGCAUUUCGAGUACGCUUCUUGACGGAUCCGUACGAGGAAGUACGGGAGAGCCCGGAAAAGGUGACCAUUACCCGUGAGAUUGAAAACGGUACCGUGGUAGAAAUGCCGAGCAUUGGAAUCAAAACGGUUAACAUCGCUCCGCAACCAGUUCCUGCUCCGGUGCCGCUGAUUCAAGCCACCAAACCUGGUGGAGCGGUAUGUUUUUCUAUAAAAAAUAAAGACGAAGGAGCUAAAUCGAUUAGCUCCAGUGUAGUUCAAGAGCUUGGUGGCGUCGAUGAGGAGGAAGCUAACACCGCUAAAAAGGACGAUGUGGCUUCAACUGACCCAGAACCGGUAAAAGAAGCUAAUCGAGAAACGGUGACUGAAGAGGAGAUAACACAGAUUGAACAAUCCACAACUCCAACACCCGUUCCACCACCAGCUGUGCUAGACAAUGAUUCAGGAAAAGGUUUAAAAAUACCACUCGACGAAAUCAAGGCUCAACUCCCGCUUGAUUUAAUUGAACCCGGUGGCUCCAAGGACCAGAAACGACUAGAAGAUCGCAUCAAAGACAAACUGGCAACAGCUGCUCGUGAUAAAAUGGCCAUGAUUGCAAAAGAGAAACAACUACAGUUGGAACGUAAGAAAAAAGCUAGCAUGUUCCUCAGUUUGAUCAACAAAGGCGAACCGGCUAAAACGGACGAUCGAGAGUCCCCUACGCAGCAGCAAAGUUCGAGUCCUGAACUUACAGAACCUUCAAGUUACGUUGAUGUGGCUAAAAACGGUGUCGAAAAAAGCGAAAAUCACCAAGCAGAACAGCGCGCCACGGAUCAUGACGAAGAUGAAGAAGACGAAGACGACAAUGACGACAGUUCCGAAAUGUCCGUUCACUCAAUACCUUCCCACUCGCCUAGUCCCAGUCUGAAUCAAAUUGACUCAAGUGCCGAGGACGACGUGGUACUUGUUGAAGAACCAGUCGAACGACCUUCACGAUCUCGCAGCAGGUCUCUUUCCCGGACUGAGAGUGGCUCCCGGAAGCGGAAGCACAAACAUAAAAGCAAAACCAGCAGCAGCAGUAGCAGCAAAAAAUCUAAAAAGAAGAAAUCUAAAAGUGCCAGUCGAAGCCCAAGUCGGAGUCGCAACAAGGCGGCCAAGUCCAAACGAAAGCGAACCCGUAGCAGCCGUUCCCGGUCUAAGUGUUCUGAACGAUCCCGCAGCCGAUCCCUUUCGUCCAAGAAAAAGAAAAAGAAGAGCAAAAAGAAGGACCACAAGCAUCGAAAAUCGUCCCGAUCGUCGUCUUCAUCUAGGCAGCAGCAGGAACAGCGGCACCAUCAUAAUCACCACUCCUAUAAAUCCAGUCACCAGUCGUCGUCACAUGGCUGGGAGGAUGAGCGGGAAGAUCAGGUGGAGCCUGCAGUGGACUACUUGAGUGAGGAACGCUGGAAAAUGUUACAGUACGACUUGUAACGUUCGGAAGAAUGUUUUCUAGAACAGGGCUGUAUAUAAUGCACAUAGUGGAAAUGAAUAUUGAAUAAUAUGUUCAGUAAUAA